AUGCUUAUACUUGUGCUUGUGUUUUUUUCUCUGGUUUCCCGUGUAGCAGCAUCAGGUUGUGAUGUUGAAGGGUUGUCAAGUGGCAGUUUUGGGUCCAAUGAGUUUGUUAUGCAUGUCUCUCCGAGACGAACAAAAUAUUGGAUGCCGAUUUGUGACAAAGCUAGCAAGCCAUUUGUGGGUCAAAGGUUUAGCAAGUUGGCUUAUGGUGUUGACUUUUAUAUCCGGUAUGUUUCUACUGUUGGGUUCGAUGUUCGUCGUAACACGAAAUCCAAGGAUAGGGAAGGUAAGAUCUUGAGGAAAUAUUUGGUGUGUUCUCGCCAAGGUUUCAAGCAGACUGCUAAGGAGGUUUGUUCGGUUGAGGAUGGGAUUGAUGGCUCUUCCAUAUCGCCAAAGAGACGUCGGGGUUCUAAUAGGGUUGGUUGUAAUGCCAAGAUCAUUUUUAAGCUUAUGGGUGAUGGGGGUUAUUCUAUGUUUUCUUUGGAGUUAAGGCACACACAUUGUUUGUGCUCGGAGGUGGCUAAGCCAUUUAUGAAGGUUAAUCAUAAGUUGAAUUUGGGUCAUCAAAGCUUUGUUGCCAAUUGUGCGAGAGCUAAUAUUGGUCCAAUCAAAUUGUUCAAGCUUUACAAGCAGAUGGUGGGGGAGUAUGCUGAUGUUGGGCCCACCAGUGUAGAUUUUCAGAAUUUUAAGCGAGAUUUAAUGGCAUAUAUUAGUGGGGGUGAUGCACAGUUAAUUGUUGAAAAGUUCCUUCAUAAGAAGGAGUUGUUGUCUGAAUUUUCUUUUGACUAUAUGAUGUGGAUGAGUAUGAUCAGCUAUCGCGUGUGUUUUGGGCUGAUCGGGAUGUUCGGCAGAAUUUUGCGUGCUUUGGUGAUGUUGUGUCCUUCAAUGCGACUUAUCAAACUAACCGGGUUUGGUGCAGUUUUGCUGUUGGCGUAUAAUCUUGUGUUCGUGCCAUUUACUUGCAUGGAUAAUCACAAAAAAUCUGUGAUGUUUGCGGCGGGGUUGAUUGCGAAGGAAGAUAUUGACUCCUAUGUAUGGUUGCUUGAUAAUUUCAAACGUGCUAUGGGUCACGAGCCAACAUACGUUGUCACCGAUUAA
Messenger RNA from Ipomoea triloba (trilobed morning glory), 1095 nucleotides. Its product is annotated as protein FAR1-RELATED SEQUENCE 5-like. Gene Ontology annotation, biological process: regulation of DNA-templated transcription. The transcript has 4 exons. Lineage: Eukaryota; Viridiplantae; Streptophyta; Magnoliopsida; Solanales; Convolvulaceae. The record is from RefSeq and is a predicted model, not a curated record. Bases 1 to 1095 code for a protein of 364 amino acids.